AUGCUGCUGCGCCUGCUGCUGGCCUGGGCGGCCACGGUGCCCACGCUGGGCCAGGCCCCCUGGGCUGCCGAGCCCCGCGCCGCCUGUGGCCCGGGCAGCUGCUACGCGCUCUUCCCACGGCGCCGCACCUUCCUGGAGGCCUGGCGGGCCUGCCGCGAUUUGGGGGGCGACCUGGCCACGCCACGGACCCCCGAGGAGGCCCAGCGUGUGGACAGCCUGGUGGGCGCUGGCCCAGCCAGCCAGCUGCUGUGGAUCGGGCUGCAGCGGCAGGCCCGGCAAUGCCAGCCCCAGCGCCCACUGCGUGGCUUCACAUGGACCACGGGAGACCAGGACACGGCCUUCACCAACUGGGCCCAGCCUGCCACGGGCGGGCCUUGCCCGGCCCAGCGCUGUGCGGCCCUGGAGGCAAAUGGUGAGCAUCGCUGGCUCGAGGGCUCGUGCACGCUGGCCGUCGAUGGCUACCUUUGCCAGUUCGGCUUUGAGGGCUCCUGCCCAGCAUUGCCAGAGGAGGCGGGCCAGGCGGGCCCGGCUGUCUACACCACACCCUUCCACCUGGUCUCCACUGAGUUUGAGUGGCUGCCCUUCGGCUCUGUGGCUGCCGUGCCGUGCCAGGCUGGCAGAGAGGCCUCUCUGCUGUGCGUGAAGCAGCCUGAGGGUGGUGUGCGCUGGUCGCGGGCUGGGCCCUUGUGCCCAGGUACUGGCUGCGGCCCGGACAACGGGGGCUGUGAACACGAGUGCGUGGAGGAGGUGGAUGGUCGUGUGUCCUGUCGCUGCACUGAAGGCUUCCGGCUGGCAGAGGACGGGCGCAGCUGUGAGGACCCCUGCACCCACGCCCCGUGUGAGCAGCAGUGCGAGCCUGGGGGACCACAGGGUUACAGCUGCCACUGUCGCCUGGGUUUCCGGCCAGCCGAGGAUGAGCCCCACCGCUGCGUGGACACAGAUGAGUGUCAGAUCGCUGGUGUGUGCCAGCAGAUGUGCGUCAACUACGUCGGUGGCUUUGAGUGCUACUGCAGUGAGGGCCACGAGCUCGAGGCUGAUGGCAUCAGCUGCAGGCCCGCUGGGGCCAUGGAUGCUCGGGCUUCCCAGGACCUUGAAGACGAGUUGCUGGAUGACGGGGAGGAUGAAGAGGAUGAAGAGGACGCCUGGGAGGACUUCGAUGGUGGCUGGACAGAGAUGCCCGGAAUCCCGUGGAUGGAGGCCACACAGCCACCUGACUUUGGCCUGGCCUAUAGACCUAGCUUCCCAGAGGACAGAGAGCCUCAGAGGCCCUACCUGGACCCUACCUGGCCACCCCCGCUCAGUGCCCCUAGGAUCCCUUACCACUCUUCAGUGCUCUCUGUCACCCGACCCUUGGUGGUUUCUGCCACACGCCCUACACUGCCUUCUGCCCACCAGCCCCCUAUUAUUUCUGCCACACGCCCGCCCCUGGCCCCUGCCCCGCAGCCCCCCAGGAUCCCUGCCAUGCAUCCAGCUUUGCCCCCUGACCACCAGCUCCCCAUGAUCUCAGCCAAUUAUCCAGAUCUGCCCUCUGUCCACCAACCCCCCAUUAUCUCUGCCACUCACCCAGCACAGUCCCCUUCCCAUCAGCCCCCAUAUAUCCCAGCCAAAUACCCUGAACCGCCCCCUGCCCACCAGUCCCCUAUGUUUCCAGACAGCCAGGUCGCUGAUACCCAGACAACCACUAAUUUGCCUCAAAUCCCAGCUAACCACACCCCUCUGGUCACCACCUCAAGUGCCCACCACUCCCCUGUGACCCCAGAUGUCCCAGUCCUCAAAGCCCAGGCCAACCCCCUUCCCAUUACCUCGACUGUCCAGCCCUCUCUGACCACCACUACCAGGUCCCCUGUGCCCCCUGCCCAUCAAGUCCCUGUGCCUGCUGCCAGCCAGCCCCCAGGCCUCCACACUCCCCUGCACCCCACUAACCAGACCAGUGCCACCAGCACUACACGCACUUAUUCCAAAGCCCCACAGGUCCCAAGGGAAAGCGCCUCUGAUCCCAAGCUGGCCCCAUGGCUGCCCUCAGCGGCCGCCACAGCAGCCCCAACAGCCCUAGGGGAGGCCAGUCCUGCAGGCCGAAGCCGGAGGGAUGACCGCUGGCUGCUGGUGGCACUCUUAGUGCCAACAUGCGUCUUCUUGGUAGUCCUGCUUGCACUGGGCAUUGUUUACUGCACCCGCUGUGGCCCCCAUGCAUCCAACAAGCGCAUUACGGACUGCUAUCGCUGGGUCACCCACGCUGGGAGCAAGGGCCCAACGGAACCUGUGCCCCACCGGGGCAGCCUCACGGGGGUGCAGACCUGCAGAACCAGCGUGUGAUGGAGCACAGCCCCCUUCUGUGGGGUGGGGGGCAGGGGCUUGCAUUGGACACAUGGCCCAGGCUGCACCAGUGACAUAUGGGAGCUGCCCAGAUGGACAGAGAGCUUCCUGCUCCCCUGGGCCAAACUGGGCUCCUCUCUCAAUCAACCAUUAGACUUGAUUUGUGGAAACUGUUCCCUGGCCUGGCACUCACGACAGAGGAGACGCCAAGGUCCCCAUGACCUCAGGGGGUGGGUGCUGGGGGUCUCCUCCAAUAAACAGGGUGCCAACCACA
This is a messenger RNA of Pteropus alecto (black flying fox), 2587 nucleotides long. RefSeq names its product CD248 molecule (gene CD248). The transcript has a single exon. Gene Ontology annotation, molecular function: extracellular matrix protein binding; extracellular matrix binding; calcium ion binding. Gene Ontology annotation, biological process: cell migration. NCBI's taxonomy places the organism in Eukaryota, Metazoa, Chordata, Mammalia, Chiroptera, Pteropodidae. The record is from RefSeq and is a predicted model, not a curated record. Bases 1 to 2313 code for a protein of 770 amino acids. Gene Ontology annotation, cellular component: external side of plasma membrane; extracellular matrix.